AGAUGGUGAUGGCACGAUCACUACCAAAGAGCUCGGCACUGUGAUGCGCUCGCUAGGUCAAAAUCCUACCGAAGCGGAGCUACAGGAUAUGAUCAACGAGGUUGACGCUGAUGGGAAUGGUACCAUCGACUUCCCAGAGUUCCUCACAAUGAUGGCGCGCAAAAUGCGUGAUACCGACAGCGAGGAAGAGAUUAAAGAGGCAUUUAAAGUAUUCGAUAAGGACGGGAACGGCUAUAUCAACGCUGCCGAGCUGAGACAUGUCAUGACGAACCUGGGCGAGAAAUUGACUGACGCUGAGGUCGAUGAAAUGAUUCGUGAGGCAGACGUCGAUGGCGAUGGCCAGAUCAAUUACGAUGAAUUUGUGAAGAUGAUGUUAUCGAAAUGAUG
This is a messenger RNA of Suillus plorans, 387 nucleotides long. RefSeq lists its product as uncharacterized. Gene Ontology annotation, cellular component: central plaque of spindle pole body. Gene Ontology annotation, biological process: spindle pole body organization. Lineage: Eukaryota; Fungi; Basidiomycota; Agaricomycetes; Boletales; Suillaceae. The transcript has 4 exons. Bases 44 to 385 code for a protein of 113 amino acids. The record is from RefSeq and is a predicted model, not a curated record. Gene Ontology annotation, molecular function: enzyme regulator activity; calcium ion binding.